GAUGAAGACCCCAACCUGGUGGCAGGCCAGGGAGAUAGGAAGAGGGAGAGAAGAGAGUGUGGCUAGCCAGGGGGAGAGCAGUGGGGGGAGAGGGAGGCAGGGAGAGACGAGGGAGGUGGGACACAGGUCCCUGCAUGUGAGGGGAAAGAAAGAGGAUGUGACUAAAGGCUUGCCUCAACGUUCUGAUACACAAGAGUGGGAUGAUGUCCAGUUAAAUAUUCCCUAAUUAUCCCCAUCCUUCAGCUAAAUUUAUAAUGCCAGAGUGUAGCAGCCAGAUAAAGAAAACUAUGGGUUAGGGAGGAAGGAAGGACCAUCUACCCUCACCACAUUCCUAAUCUUAACCACCCUCCAGACAUCUUGCCAUGGUAGAGCAGAGUGCCAGACGGCCCUCAGGUGUACAGGUGAACUGGGUUGCCCUUAGAUCUGGGACCAGGCUAAACUGUGUUGGCCUGCUGUGGGGGGAAAGGGGUGAAUGGCAGCUGGGAUUCCCAGACCUGUUUGGACUAAAGCAAGCAGACAGCGUGGUAUGGUGCAUUCGCUGAGCCUAAGACCAGAGCUUACAUGUACACUUAAUAUGCAGGUGGAUAGGAUGCUACCUAACUGGUGAUAAAUCCAAGAGAUAUUGGACUUGGUGUCUGGGGAGAGUUUAAUCAUAUGGUGAUUUAAUGAUAGUUAUAUCAGCUAUGAAGUAAACACUGAGUGGCCAUCGUUACUUCUACAAAAAGGGGACCAGACAACAGACGCAUAAAGAUGUCUAAUAAAAACCAGUGUUUUGAUAAAUAACUGCAGACAAACAACUAUUACAGACAGACAAUAAAACACUGACAGGAAAAAACUAACUGUGUUGAUUUCCCCUGAUACUGUGUUAUAUUUACUCUCUGUCCCAAAACACAUGGUGUCACACCAGCUACCCCCCAGACCCGUCCCCAUCCCCCCCAGACCCGUCCCCAUCCCCCCCAGACCCAUGUCCCCUCCACCCUCUGCUAGUUGACAGUAUAAAUAUCUAACUCGCAGUGUGUUCUAACUCAGAGACCAACAGACACUGACCAGAAACCAGAGAGUGAGAAGAUGCAGAACAAUAACCCAGACAAAAAGAAAUGAAAGCAAAGUGAGAAAUAAAGAGACUGAGCAAGGAAUCCAACAGCAAGGAAUCCACAUUCUGAAUGGUUCCAUCCCAGAUCCAAUCUGAAACCCAGGUGACCCAUCCACCCGUCCUUCAGAAGGUGGCUCCCGGUAGCCUUGUGUCUGUCCUGCCUGGUGCUGUCUACCCAUGGCCAGGACAGAGCCUCCCUGCGACGCUCAAAUGACAACACCGGGCGCUGCCAGUACACCUUCACAGUGGACAACCCUGCCGAGGCCAGCUGCCCUGGGGCCAGAGGAGGACCUGAGAUGGAGGGGGUCGUCUCGUCUCACACUACUGGAGGCCCUGGUCAGCAGGCUGCUGGGAGGCGAGGGAGCCGGGGUAGAGGGGCCACGGCUGGGGGUGACAAGGCCAUCCAGGAGGUGUACUCCCAGGCCAUGGGAGAGAAGAGCCCGCUGCAUGAGGACAAGGAGCAGCUGAACAGGCAGGUGCAGGAACUCCAGAGGAGGGUGGAUGAGCUGAGUGUGGAGGCUGAGACACUGAGACAGACACCCUGCCACCAGUCCCAGGCCGCUGGAGCAGGACUGCCACUGCACAAGCUCAACCAGAGCCCAGCCAGUGGUGGGUUGCUACUGUCAACAUCACAACUGAACCCCUGAACUGUGUGAUGAUGCAUGAUUAUAUGUGUGACUUAGGAACUGUGGAUGGCGAGUGUUUGUUUAAUUGAUCGGGACGAAAUCAAAGUGUUGUAAUGUAAACUGGGUGGAGUACAAGUCAGGUUUCUGUUAGCUGUGCUUGGUUGCAUUAGCGGAAUGGUAUUAACGACACAGAAGCUCCUUUUACAGCCCUGUCACUCAUGCAUGUUACAUGUCAGUUUAAGUGUCUGUUAUCCUAUUGGGGACCGUGCCGUGCUGCAGGUUAAAUGACUGUGGCACCUAAUAAGAGGCUUUCAUGUUAUCAGCGUGUCAUCUUUGAAUGUGUUUAGGUUUAUCGAUACUGUAUGUUUUGAGUUUAUGACUUCAGCCACCAGAUCAAACAUUAAAUAAAACUAUUUUUUAUCUCCCUCCCUCUCCCUGUCUCUCUCUCUAUCCCCCUCUGUCAGACCCUGGCUAUGCCGCCUAUCAGGAGAUGAAGGCCGAGGUGACCGAGGUCCAUGCAUCAGUCUCAUUCAAGAAGCUGGGCAGAACCACACAGGUAUGACCUUCCUGACUCCCACUCAUAUCUAUCUAUCUCCCCCUGGUGGCUUCUUAGAGUCACUAUACACCAGAGCAUAUGAGCGGAGUGGAGCGUGAGCGGACGGAUUUUGAACAGAGCGCAGAGCGGCAUUUUUAAAAGGACGGAGCGUCGCCCUAUGUCCCGCUCCAAUUUCGCUCGCUCACACCAAGAGUCUGAAGCAUGCUCAAGCCUGACCCAGAAUCCAUCUGUUUAAUUUAAUUUGUGUCGUCCAAGAAUUUGUAUUUUAUAGAGCGAGGAGCAGCAGCAGCAACAAGAGAAAAGCGUUGAGGAAUUCAAAAGUUUAUUCACUGCAGGCAAAGGCCCAACCAUAACAAGGGAGAGAAAAAGAGAGCUGGAUGUAGCAUUUUAAAAAAUGAUUUUCAUGGACUAUGAACCGCUGAGUAAAGGAGAACGCGAAGGGAUGCAACACUUCGCCAGCGCAGCUCAACCGGGCUACACCCCCCCAAGAAACUAUGAUAAAUCAGUACUUUACUUUGUCAAAUUUACAUCUGAGAUGCCCCAUUCACAUGCUUCAGCUGGCGAUCAAAAACGCCGUUAACGAGCACGACAACAUUAAUAGGCUGUUAGUGAAAGUCGGGCACCUGGUGAAAAGUGUACGCAAGAGCACAGAGGAAACCGACCAAUUAGGUGUCCGCCCCACAAAUGCCUGCGCCAUUUGAUGGAGCAGCCAGCUGCGGAUGAUUCAGUCGUUCAUCCGGUUGUUCCAAAAAGACCCGUUAUGGCAAAACAAACUCAAGUCUAAUGUUUCUAACAUCACCCUGAAUCAAGUACCGCAGCUGACGCACCUUGUCCGUGUGCUGACACCACUAGCAGACCUCACAGACAAAAUGCAGAAGGAGCUGGGGAACCUGGGGAUGAUCCUCCCUGCUGUCACAUAAAUCAAAUCCCUGCUCACCGAUUACACUCACGCUGCACUUCCAAUGGGCAUCGCUGCUUUUGCAGAAACAUUGGCAAACAACGUGUCAAUUCGCUAUGGAAUAUACUAUACUGAUUAACAUCUCAUUUUAGCGUCAGUGUUAGAUCCCCGUUUCAAGACAGAAUGGAUAAUCCGAGAUGAGUCUGUAUGCAACAAAUUCGGGGAGAUAAAUUAAGGCUGUGGUUUAAGCUAAAAGUGAAAUACAUGCAGAUUUCGUUCCUUUUUUGGAGUGAGCGGGGGCGAUUUGAGUGGAGCGCGAUGCAAACGUGAGCGUGAGGAUAAUGAGGGAUGCGAUGUGCUUGACGGGGGGAGAGGGGAACACUCCGUCGAGGAGCGAGAUUUCACGCCCUCCAUCUUGUAUACACCAAACUAUAUAGAUGCAUGUCACCUCUCACAAUCCAAAUUCUUUUCAGAGAUUAUCAUAAAGAUAUGGAUAGCUUUGUGACAUUUACUGUAUAUUUCACAUAGCACAAUUUCCAAUGUGUAGAAGUUUGAAUUGAAUGUAACUAACCUCUAUCUGUUUGUCCAGGCUGUGGUGAGCUGGUGUCUGUAGGAGAGCCUGUCCUGCACCGGAAGGCUGACAGCAUCACAGGGAAGUACGGGGUGUGGCUGCAGGACCCUGAGCCCAUGGCCCCCCAUACGGCAACAAGACGCUGUGGCGCAUCGACACGGUGGGCAAGGACGUCCGCCAGCUGUUUGCAUACGAGGACAUGGAGCAGUUCGCCAAGGGCUUCCCCAUGAAGGUUCUGGUGCUGCCGGUGCCCAUGGAGAGCACAGGGGCCACCCUGUACCGCGACUCCCUCUACUGCGCUACGACCUGGCCUCCGAGAGCCUGGCGGCCCGUCUGGAGCUCCCCCACGCCAGCUUACACGGCCAGCACACCUACUCUUGGGGUGGCUACACAGACAUCGACCUGGCGGUGGACGAGCAGGGCCUGUGGGCCAUCUAUAGCACCAGCUCAUGUUUCAGAGGACGCAUGAAUCGACCUUCGCCUCUCCCGAGCCCGUUGGGGAGUUACAGGGAUGAGACAAGAUUGCAAUUGGGGAGAAAAAGGGGGUAAAAUACAACAACAAAAAGGUACUGUAUUGUCUAUGUUAAUUCUCUACUAAAGUUGUAUCUUCACUGUUGUGUAUUAUAUGUGCUCCAAUUACCAUUGUCAUUUUAUCUCUCAAUAACAUUUUAAUGAUAGAGAUCCCUAAAAAGUUGAUCAGUCUGCAUUUGUUUUGUUCAAUAAAUUACAGUGGGACAAUUUGCACAGAAUAUCAUUCAUGACCACACAUACACAAAUUGGAGGAUAUAACUGCAUGUUAAAAACCUCCAAAGAAAAAGUGUCAUGUUUUUUUUGUCCCUUGUGUAUUUCCAUUUGCUGUAUUUCCGUUUACUGAAUCAAUUUAAUUAAUUCCAAAGCCUUGAGAUACACAUUAAACUACAGAAUUAGCCACAGUACAUGAAUUGCAGAGCAUUUUCAACAGAGACUUUGUAGGUUUGUUUUUAACCUGUCAUGUGGUGCCAUCUGCUGGCCAUCAGUUGACUUGUCUAGUAUCAGAUCAAGGAGUUGUACAACAACAUUACAGCUAUGUAACCUGGAAUCUGCACUGAGACAUAUUCAGUGUGUAUUCCAGGUUAACAGCUACACUACAUGGGCAAAAGUAUGUGAACAUCUCAUUCCAAAAUCAUUGUCAUUAAUAUGUAGUUGGUCCCCCUUUGAUGCUUUAACAGCCUCCAAUCUUCUGGGAAGGCUUUCCACUAGAUGUUGCAACAUUGCUGUGGGGACUUGCUUCCAUUCAGCCACAGGAGCAUUAGUGAGGUCGGGCACUGAUGUUGGGCGAUUAGGCCUGGCUCGCAGUCAGCGUUCCAAUUCAUCCCAAAGGUGUUCGAUGGGGUUGAGGUCAGGGCUCUGUGCAGGCCAGUUCUUCCACACCGAUCUAGACAAACCAUUUCGUAUGGACCUCACUUUGUGCAUGGGGGCAUUGUCAUGCUGAAACAGGAAAGUGCCUUCCCCAAACUGUUGCCACAAAGUUGGAAGCACAGAAUCGUCUACAAUGUCAUUGUAUGCUGUAGCGUUAAGAUUUCCCUUCUGGAACUAAGGAGCCCGAACCAUGAAAAACAGCCCCAGACCAUUAUUCCUCCUCCACCAAAAUGUACAGUUGGCACUAUGCAAUGGGGCAGGUAGCGUUCUCCUGGCAACCACCAAACCCAGAUUCGUCCGUCGGACUGCCAGAUGGUGAAGCGUGAUUCAUCACUCCAGAGAACACGUUUCCACUGCUCUAGAGUCCAAUGGCGGAAGCUUUACACCACUCCAACCGACGCUUGGCAUUGCGCAUGGUGUUCUUUAGGCUUGUGUGCGGCUGCUCGGCCAUGGAAACACAUUUCAUGAAGCUCCCGACGAACAGUUCUUGUGCUGACGUUGCCUCCAGAGGCAGUUUGGAACUCGUAGUGAGUGUUGCAACCGAGGACAGACGAUUUUCUUUCAUUCUCACAGGCUCACCCACAGGAUUUCACUUCCUGUCCAACAAUAAGAUAAAGAAAUAAACUAUGUGGUUUGAUACUUCCCUAAGUUUUAUUCUUUUUUUAGUGUGAAGGUGAUAGGU
Molecule: messenger RNA, 5824 nt
Organism: Coregonus sp. 'balchen'
Lineage: Eukaryota; Metazoa; Chordata; Actinopteri; Salmoniformes; Salmonidae
Source: the annotation of a GenBank genome assembly